This is a messenger RNA of Marchantia polymorpha subsp. ruderalis, 1356 nucleotides long. The record is from the annotation of a GenBank genome assembly. NCBI's taxonomy places the organism in Eukaryota, Viridiplantae, Streptophyta, Marchantiopsida, Marchantiales, Marchantiaceae.
CUUCUCUCGCUCUCUCUCUCUCUCUCUCUCCCUCCCACUCUCUCCUCUCUCUCGCGCAGAGCGGAGCCUGAGUUCGUGUGUAUCUGUCCGUCCGUCUGUUUGUCUUUCCUUCCUUCCUUCCUUGAGCCCCAGCCAGGCCCCAGCCCCGCCCAGGCCAGAGCGCCGCUUCGACGCUUGUCUUCUCUUUGGUGCUUCGACGCUUGUCUUCUCUUUCGUGCGUCGGUGGGGGCGGAGCAGUUGGUGGUGGCCGGUGAUUGUGUAGAGAGCGCGAGCCAAGAUGGGGCUCACGUUCACCAAGUUGUUUCAGCGUCUCUUCUCUAAGAAGGAGAUGCGAAUCUUGAUGGUGGGUCUCGAUGCGGCUGGUAAGACGACCAUUUUGUAUAAGUUGAAGCUUGGCGAGAUCGUGACGACCAUUCCUACAAUCGGAUUCAAUGUCGAGACUGUAGAGUACAAGAACAUUAGUUUCACUGUGUGGGAUGUAGGAGGUCAGGACAAGAUCCGCCCUCUGUGGAGGCACUAUUUCCAGAACACGCAGGGUUUGAUCUUCGUGGUGGACAGUAACGAUAGAGAUCGUAUUGUUGAGGCCCGUGAUGAGUUGCAUAGAAUGUUGAAUGAGGAUGAACUUCGCGAUGCCGUAUUGUUGGUAUUUGCCAACAAACAGGAUUUGCCGAACGCCAUGAAUGCGGCGGAGAUUACCGACAAAUUGGGGCUUCACUCUUUGCGCCAGCGCCACUGGUAUAUCCAGAGUACAUGUGCUACUUCAGGAGAGGGUUUGUACGAGGGUCUUGACUGGCUGUCAAGCAACAUCGCAAACAAGGCUUGAUUCAGUACGGCUUAGACACUAGGUGGAAAGCCACAAGGUAGCGCAGACAGUGUUAGUCUCGCGGCAGUGGGAUUUCUGUGGUGUUGGAGGGCUCGUCAAGCUGCAGCUGGCGUGACUGGGGUUCUUUAUAAUAUGGAUGAUAAACAGUCGCAGAUUCUCCUAAGAUUUCGUUGAGUGAAGGGCAAGUUUAGAUCAACGAAGUCUGCAGAAUUCUUUUUCUGAACUUUCUCUCUUUCGACAACCUAAGUCAUUGCUUGCUAUCCUCUGACUCCGGUGGUAGGAGAAACGUUAAAAUCUUGAAGAGGUGUUCAAGAUAGGAUUGACAGAUAGGCAUGAUAGAUUUUGUUGCGAAAGUUUUCCGAACUCGUAGUUUUUGAGUGUUUUCCUUCCUACAACAAUCAAGAGGUUGUUGGGACCUUAUUGCUCUACUCGUGUACAAGUGCAAGAUAUUCUUUAUCUAUGUCUGUACCCAAGUCAUGUAGAAAUGUUGUUGAGCACUUCAAUCUAUGAUACCACAAUCGAUACUUUCCAUC